AGGUGGGGACGGCUGGGCAGAGUCGUGGCUGGAGCUGAGCAGGUAGGUUGCGGGUGGGCGGAAGUGAUUUGCAAUGUGAUUAACCCAGGCAGAUGGUGGCCGUGGGGCAGCCGCCCAAUUCUCUUAGCUCAAAGCCCCUUAAUACUUCCGCUGUGUAGGUCACCUCCGGGCCUCCCCUGUGCCGGGCGGACACCAUGCCGGAGCUGGCGGCCGAGGGGGAGGCCGAGGGCUGGAGCCCGUCCCCGCCGCUGUACGAGGAGUACCGGCCGCCGCCCCUGGACAGCAUCCGCCUGCCCAGGUACGUGCUGUACCUGCUGCUGGCCGCGCUGGUGGUGGUGGCCGUCGCCUACGCCAUCGUCGGGCACCUCAUCAAAGACCUCGCCCACGACCUGGCCGACUGGGCGUUUGGCCCGAAGCCAGACCAGGAGGCCGCACCCCGGGAGCUGCGCCCCAGCCUGACCGGCGAGGACUUGGAGGGGCUGGACCUGCAGCUGGCCCUGGCCUGGCAGGGCGAGGAGGACGCCGGCGGGGGUGGGGAGGGAGCCCCCUCUGAACCCCCGCCUCCCCCGGAGCCCCGCCGCCCCUCCAUUGCCUUCAAGGACCCCCCAUCCCGAAGCUCCUUCUGGAAGCUGAUGGCAACUUGAAUCCUGAAUCUGGGUUCCGGACGCUUUGGCGGUCGUGUAGACAGAACUUACGCGCGCCGGAGCCCUUUCUGCACACCCUGAGCUGCCCGGUCGCAGCGGACGGCUUUCUCCUUCCCAGGGGACGGGUUUCUCUUUCCCAGCCGGCAGGUUCCGGGGUUGGACGCUGGCGACUUUCACAUACGCAGAGCCUGCCCGGCUCAGCCUCAGCCAAGCCGUCAGCAAACUGUGAAUUAGAAACACUAGGGCGAUUUAAAACGUUGUAAUAUUAUCGGCCAGCCUUACCGAGUGCUUAGCGUGUACCUGCUGCUGUGCAGAGCAGGCUUUUUCUAUGCAGUAUCUCAUUUAAUCCUCCGAGGUAGGACUGAUCGCCCCCACUUAAUAGAUGGGGAAACCGAGGCACGCAGUGAUGAAGUGGUUUCACCGAGGUCUCAGAGCACAGAGUGCUUUUCUCAGAAAAAGCCCAGGCAACUGACUGACUUUGGAGGGCAGGAUCUCCAAGGCGGGUCCCACCCCCAACCCCUCUGCUGGGCUCCCCUACCUCCAAAUCUUCUCCAGCCCCCACCUCGGCUGCUGGGUCUGCUUGUCUCUGGGGGGUGGUCCUGACUUCCUAAUCAGAUUGAGAGCUCCCAGACAGCACCAAGGCCUCCUUCCCUUCCAAGCCCUGCACAAGACGGGAUACACAGUCAGAGUUUAAUAGAUGCCUGCCUGGCUGGUUCAAGCAGACCUGUGGCCGUCCUGGGGCUGGGAUGUGUGAGCCCCAUCCUGCUGAAUGGCCGGUCUGCUCAGCGGUCAUCCGCAGACCUCUGGAAGAGAGGAAGUGACAGCGACUCAGCAGGCGCUCCAUAAACACCUGUGCGAUGACUCUGGGCCUUCCUACCACUCGUCUGGGCCAUGGCUGCUCCCGUGUCAGCUGGGGCGGGGUCCCCCUUCGCCCGGGCAGGGCCCACUAUCUAAUCAGCCGAGGGACCAAGGUUGAGGACAGGAGAGCCUGGAGCCUGAGUCAUCAGCCCUCCCGGGCAUCCCCACGUGAGAGCGUCCCGGUUUGCAGGUGGACGACGGGCAUGUGGCCUCUGCACACCUUCCCUGUCCCUGUGUGCUCCCAUGGCUGCUUGUGGGUCCUCAGGGGCCAAGAGCCUGGGCGAGGCAGGAUAAGCUGGGGGCGAGGCAGACCCGGCUUCAAAUCCCAGGUCAGACCUGCUGCGUGACCUUGACUUUCGUGGGCACAACGAGACCGGCACCAUUUCGCGGGGUGUUAAGAAAAGGAAAUGCGAUCUGUGAAAUUGCUGAGCACGGAGCCUCAUGUGUACUCUGAGAGCACAAAAGGUGACUCUCAAAUUUGCUUUUAGAGACAAGGUCUUGUUCUGUUGCCCAGGCUGGAGUGCAGUGGUGCAUGCAGUGGUGCAGUCGUAGCUCGCUGCAGCCUCGAACUCCUGGGCUCAAGCGAUCCUCUCACCUCAGUCUCUUUGAGUAGCUGGGACUACAGGUGCAGGCCACCAUGCUCAGCUAAGUUUUACAUUUUUUAUUUUAGAGACGGGAGGAGGUUGGUCUGGAACUCCUGGCCUCAAGCGAUUCUCCCGCCUUAGCCUCCCAGAGUGCUGGGAUUACAGGCGUGAGACACUGUACCCAGCCUCGGUAACUCUUUGUAUUUCUAAUUUUUUAAAUUUCCUUUGAGACAGGGUCUUCCUCUGUCACCCAGGCUGGAGUGCGGUGGUGCGACCAUAACUGGCUGCAGCCUCAAACUCCUGGGCUCAAGUGAUCCUCCCACUUCAGCACACCCUAGUAGCUGGGACUGCAGGUGCCCGCCGCGCCUGGCUAAUUUUUCUAUUUUUGUAGAGAUAGGGCUUGACUAAGUUGCCCAGGUUGGGCUCAAGGAUCCGCCCGCGUUGGCCUCUCAAUGUAGUGGGAUUACAGGUGUGAGGCACUGGGUGGGGCCCAGUGGGGCCCACCCUUCUUAAGAUAUUCCAGUUGUAUUUGUGAGUUCCCCCUGUGUCCAGAGUGGCAGGG
Pan troglodytes (chimpanzee) is the source of this 2648-nucleotide messenger RNA. RefSeq names its product small integral membrane protein 44 (gene SMIM44). The record is from RefSeq and is a predicted model, not a curated record. The transcript has 2 exons. Lineage: Eukaryota; Metazoa; Chordata; Mammalia; Primates; Hominidae. The coding region runs from base 195 to 644 and encodes 149 amino acids.